AUUCACAAUGGGGACUGGACUUGGGUCUGGAAAAUGAUUCAUUAAAUAAACUACGUUGACUGAGGAACCCUGAAGGUGUAAACCCAGUAAAAAAGGAAAAGCAGCAGAUCGAGUGUGGACGGUUGGUGCAGUGACGGUGGAGAACAGAUCUGUCAGAUUUCUAUUCUGAAGGAGAUGAUGGGAAACUGUAGUUUGGUGGUGAUUUUUGUGUUGUGCCACAUCCAGUGUUUAACUGGUCUGGCUGCAGCAGGGAUCCAAGCACGCUGCUUGAACAACAGACACAACUGCUUUAAUAAUGAAAACCCAACAAACAAAAACCUUGAGCAACUCUCCACCUUUGAGUUUCCACAUGUGGCCGGCGGUUUGAAACGGAUGAAGAGGGAGUGGGUUAUUCCUGCGAUUAACUUCCCUGAGAACGACAGGGGUCCAUUUCCCAAAUAUGUGAUGAAGAUUAAAUCGAGCAAUGAGCAGAAGGUGGCGAUAACGUACAAGAUCACUGGACCGGGGGCGGAUCAGCGUCCUGAGGGGGUUUUUACUGUUGAUCGGCGAUCUGGGGUGCUGUACGUGACCCAGCCAUUAGACAGGGAGAAGACGGACAAAUACACUCUGUGGGCCCACGCAAUGAAUGAGAACAUCAUGGCUGAGGAGCCUAUGGAGCUGAUCAUCAACGUCAUCGAUCAGAAUGACAACGCUCCACAGUUCACUCAGAACCAUUUCUAUGGCACAGUGAGCGAAAGCGCUGAAGUCGACGACUUCGUGUUAAAUGUGACGGCGGUGGACAAAGAUGACCCAGAGUUGACCAACGCAAUAAUUAGGUAUCAGAUAAAGAAUCAGACGCCUCAAAUACCCAGAGGGGACAUGUUUACCAUAAACCCUCUGAGCGGAUUGAUCAGUGUGGCAGCAGGAGGCCUGGACAGAGAGACUCAGCCACAGUACAAGCUGACCAUUGAGGCUGCGGAUAUGGAGGGCGAGGGGUUGGCAGCCACCUGCACUGUUAUCAUCAGCGUCUCCGACAGCAACGAUAAUGCUCCACAGUUCACCGUCACAUCUAUUUCCACAUCAGUCCCUGAAAAUGCAGCCGGGGCGGAGGUCAUAAGGUUAAAGGUCACGGACAGGGACGAGCCGGGGUCUCCAAACGCCAACACUAAAUAUUCAAUAAUCGCAGGCAACGAGGGCGGAGACUUCAACGUCACCACAGGCACCAAUAAAAUGGAGGGAAUCAUCAAAACAGCCAAGGAGCUGGAUUUUGAGAGUGCUGCUGAAUUUACUCUGCUGGUGGUGGUGACUAAUGAGGCGCCGCCAUCUGGGCCGACGUUGACCUCGACGGCCACCGUCAUUGUGUCGGUCGAGGACAAGAACGAGCCUCCUGUUUUCAGUCCAGCCGAGAUCCUCGUGAGCAUCUCAGAGCACGUGAAGACAGGGAGCUCUGUGGCUGACGUCAGAGCUGAGGACCCAGAUACAGCCAGGACACAGAGCGUUAGAUAUAAAAUACACAACGACACUGCCAGGUGGCUGAGUAUCGACAAAGACACAGGGUCGGUCAAAGUAAGAGGAAACAUGGACAGAGAGUCACACUAUGUCAAAGACGGCAAAUACACAGCCCUGAUUUUGGGCUAUGACAACGACACUGUCCCAGCCACAGGAACAGGAGCCUUAGUUGUGAAUUUACUGGACGUGAACGACCAUCGUCCUGUGAUCAGACAGAGAACAGCCACUCUGUGCAACAAGGACCCUGCUCCUGCCUCGCUGGAUAUCGUGGACCUUGACGGACCCGGUCACGCUGGACCCUUCAUUGUGGAGCUUCAAGGAGAGCACAAGAUCAACUGGACCAUCAGCACCAACUCCACGAGUAACGGGGCAGCUCUUGCCCCCAAACGGGAGUUGUCGCCUGGUGACUACCACGUGCUCAUGCGUAUCUAUGAUGUCGACCUGCUCUACCAAGACAACACGCUGAAUGUGGAGGUGUGCCAGUGUGAAGGAGCCGUUUCCACCUGCUUCAGCCCACAUUCUGCCCCUCGCCUGCACAUUUCUUCUCACGCAACCUCAGUUCUGGGAGUGAUUUUCGGUCUUCUGUUGCUGCUUCUGCUGCUGCUGCUGCUGUUGAGGAGGAGGUGGUCAGAGAAGAACGUCUGUCACCUUGAAGAUAUGCCCAGGGACAACAUCUUCCUCUAUGAUGAAGAGGGAGGAGGUGAAGAAGACCAGGACUUUGACCUGAGCCAGCUUCAGAAGGGGCCCAAUAACUGUCACAAGGUCACUGACGUCUUCCCGACCGUCCUGAGCCGACCCUGCUUGCAUCUCCUGCCCCGAGCCAAUGAGGAGAUAUGUACAUUUAUUGAAAAUAACCUGCAGGCUGCAGACGGUGACCCCACAGCUCCUCCUUACGACUCUCUCCUGGUGUUUGACUACGAAGGAGUCGGCUCAGGGGCGAGUUCGCUCAGUUCCCUCAACUCCUCUGACUCGUACGAGGAGCAGGACUAUCAGAGCCUGAGUCAGUGGGGGCCACUUUUCAACAGGUUGGCUGACCUGUACACUUGUGGGAUAGAGGACGACGACGAAGACACGGAAACACUGCCGGGGAAAACAGAAUGGGUGUGACAUCUGCCCAACAUCCUCACACUGCUUUCCAUGUUUGUUUACUGCACAAACAUUUACCAACUAAAUAAUGUUUAGUAGCAGUUUUAAUAGUGUACUGUGAUCAUGUCAAGUCAAGAUAUUUUGUUCCAUUUGUUUGAUUGCACAAAUAAAAGUAAACAUCAUGUGCAUCGGAGGCCCAGUGUUGAAACCUUCCACAGCCUCAACCCCAGACUCCACCUCAGCAUCUGAGGAGAAGUUACACUAAAGAUCAUUUUAAAAUAAUGUGAAUCUAUAAGGCUUCUGUGUCAUUAUUGUAUAAAUAUCUUUACAAUUCUCAGGCACGACUGAGGAAAACUCUUUUAGUUAAUGUGUUACCCACAGACUCAUUUCUAGCUCGUAUUAAAUUUUUCCCCCUUUUUGGAUCAUAUUAUCUAUAAAUAUCUGUGAGAAACACUGUUGCUGAGAGUCUGUGAGAAUCUUGAAUUUACAGUGAGGUUAUAAAUUAUGUAAAGAGCUGAAAAAAUGUUUUGCCGCACAACAAAAAUAUUUAAUAUAUAAUCAAUUUAAUA
Molecule: messenger RNA, 3143 nt
Organism: Paralichthys olivaceus (Japanese flounder)
Lineage: Eukaryota; Metazoa; Chordata; Actinopteri; Pleuronectiformes; Paralichthyidae
Product: B-cadherin-like
Biological process (GO): cell-cell junction assembly; adherens junction organization; multicellular organism development
Cellular component (GO): catenin complex; adherens junction; cytoplasm
Molecular function (GO): calcium ion binding; cadherin binding
Source: RefSeq, a predicted model, not a curated record